CCGGCGAAAUGUCUCCAGAUCCGGGACUCCCCAACGCAGAGGAACUCCUGAAGCUACUCCCUUCAGAUUCCUGGGACCGGGGGACACAGCGCUGCCGCCUGGGCCCUUUCGCCCUCCGUGUCCUGGGGGUCCACCUGGGUGCCACGCUAAUCAUCACCCUGCCAGACGGCGGCUCCUGCAUCUGCACAGCCUGGCCCCGGCGCGAUCUGACCGAUGGCUUCAUACAGGUGGACCCAGGGUGCGCGAGCCCCGGCGCGGCCACGGAACCGUGGAGUCCCGGCCAAAGCGUCCCCCUGAGCAGCCUCCGCGCCGUGCCGUGCCCACCCCUGCGGCGCGUCACCGUGUGGCCGGUACUGCGGGAGUCGCCGGCACCGAGCGGAGCCUCGAACCGGCUCUCAGUGCUGGAGGCGGCACAGGAGCUUUUGCGAAACCGGCCGGUCUCACUGCGUUCUGUGGUGACGGCUCCCCCGGGCGCCGCCGGGACUGUGGCCGCCGUACACGUGCUCGGGGGCGACCCCAGCCCGGAGCCCGUUGGGCUGGUCACGCCGCACACUCUUGUAGAGCUGGACGAGGCCCCGGCGCCCCCUGCCCCGGAGCUGCCCGUGGAGGCGACCCUGGGCGGACUGACAGAGGCUGCCGCUGAGCUGCGGGAACUCUUGUGCCUGCCGAGCCUGCACUCUAGCGCUCUAACGGCACUCGGCGUCUCCGUGCCCCGAGGGCUCCUCCUUGUCGGGCCUCCCGGCGUGGGCAAGACGCAGCUUGUGCGUGCUGUGGCCCGGGAAGCACGCGCCCAGCUGCUGGCCGUGAGUGGCCCGGAACUGCAAGGUUCGCGGCCCGGUGAGACCGAGGAGAACGUACGCCGUGUGUUCUCGCGGGCUCGCGAGCUGGCCAGCAGAGGGCCUGCUCUCCUCUUCAUCGAUGAGCUGGACGCGCUGUGUCCCCGGCGUGGUGGCAGUCGUGGCGCCCCGGAAGGUAGAGCCGUGGCCCAGGUCCUCACCCUGUUGGACGGCGUGGGCAGUGAGCGUCGGGUGCUCCUGGUGGCCGCCACCAACCGGCCGGACGCGCUGGACCCCGCGCUGCGCAGGCCAGGCCGCUUGGACCGCGAGAUCAUCAUUGGGACACCCACACUUAGACAACGGAAGGAUAUUCUGCAAGUACUAACCUCAAAAAUGCCUGUCUCCAAUAAUGUGGAUCUGCUUCACCUGGCAGAAUUGACGACUGGCUACGUUGGAGCUGAUCUCACAGCACUCUGCAGAGAGGCUGCCAUGCAGGCAAUGCGCCACACUAGUGAGAAUUCUGAAAAACCUGUGAUUGAUGCAGCGGAUUUCUUUGAAGCUUUUAAAAAAAUUCAGCCUUCUUCCUUUCGAAGUUUCAUUGGACUAACAGACAUUAAGCCUGUUAGCUGGGAACAGAUUGGUGGCCUUGAAGAUGUAAAAGUAAAAUUAAAGCAGAGUGUUGAAUGGCCUUUGAAAUUCCCUCGGGAAUUUGCCAGGAUGGGCCUGAAUCCACCUAAAGGUAUUCUCCUUUAUGGACCUCCAGGAUGUGCUAAAACCACCCUAGUGAGGGCUGUAGCCACAAGCUGUCAUUGUUCGUUUGCAUCUGUAAGUGCGGCUGAUCUCUUCUCUCCUUUUGUUGGUGAUUCAGAAAAAGUUUUGGCUCAGGUUUUUCGACAAGCAAGAGCUAAUACUCCAGCAAUUGUAUUUUUGGACGAAAUUGAUUCAAUCUUGGGAUCCCGAUCCAUCAACAAAACUGAAAAUGGUAUUCAGGAGAGAGUUCUUUCUGUCCUUCUCAAUGAAUUGGAUGGUGUUGGACUCAAGACCAUAGAGAGAAGAGGAAAUAAAUUGAAGUUACAGGAUAACUCUGAAGAAAAGAGAGAAAAUGAGGAAGAGGAGGAGCUAGAGUUCCAAGAGGUUUUUAAUCAAAAUGUCAUGAUAAUUGCUGCAACAAACAGACCUGAUGUAUUAGAUGAUGCCUUAUUACGUCCUGGAAGACUAGACAAGCUUAUUUAUAUUCCACCUCCAGAUCAAGAGGACAGACUUUGUAUUUUGAAAAUCUGCACGAAAAAUACACCCCUGGGACCUGAUGUAUCUUUAGAAAACUUAGCAGCACAAACCUGUUUUUUCUCUGGAGCUGACCUUGGAAAUCUCUGCAAGGAAGCUGCUUUGCUGGCUCUAGAAGAAAAUGGACUAGAAGCAACUACAGUGAGUCAGGAGCACUUUCUGAAAUCAUUGAAGACUGUAAAACCAUCCUUAAGCCGUCAAGAUUUGACACUCUGGGAAGGAUUUCAGAAGCAAGAAUUCUCCAGUUUACAGACUCUUUAGAUAACUUUCAUUGCCUUAUCCAUCAUUAAAAUAAAACAUAGGUUGUUUCCCUCCCCCUCCCCCCACCUCCCCUCCCACAUUUAAGGGGGGCUUGGAGAGAACUGGGUCAUGCAUGGGUGCAGGAUUGCCAGCUACAAGCACAGAAGGCCCUUAGUAAAAUAGAAUCUUGCUUCAGUGGUUAUUUCACCUCACCUGCCUGUUCAAUUAGGUCAUGGUGCAUGGAAAAGAACAGAGAACUUGAGUCAUGGGCUCCGAGUUCAAAUAACCUUUUCCACUUAAAACCUGUGCCAGGGAGGCAGAUCACCAAUGGGCCGCAUCAUCCUUAUCUGCAAAAUUGAGGAGGCUGGACUAGAUGCCCUGAGCUGCCUUGUGGUUCUAAAACGAUGUUGGGAAUGCUUACACAGCCUCCUGCUUCCUUUAGACCUACCACCCCUCACUGGAUACAUAUGCCAGUGGUGGCUACUGAUUGACAAGCUACUAUGAAUUCAGCAUCCUUUUCUUACUAUUAUUAUUUAAGUAUUUUUCCAUGGUUCCAUGAUUCUUGUUCUUUCCCUCCUCUUUUUCCUCCCCCUGAAUGCAGCAUUCUGUUCAGUGAUUUCUAUCAGUCACAAUAAUAUCUUACAUUUAGAAACAUUUGUUUGCAGCAUAGUCUAUAGAAGGUAUGUCUACAUGGAUGUACACAGAUGACAGAGAACAGGGACCCCAGGAUAGGCUGGGGGACAUGAGAAAAUAGGUUUUGGGAUCAGGAGGGCCAGAGACAAGCUGGUAGCAAAUCACAGCAAAGUUUAUUCAUCACAGCUUCUGGUUUUUAGAGAGAUUGAACGGAAUUCUUUGAACAUGAAUAUACAAUAAAGGGUAAUGAUUUAUAAGUUUAGUAUGAUGGAUUUGGUUUACAUCAUCAAAUCUAGACAGUUUUCUAUAGGCUGAUAAAUAUGUCCUGUAACCACCUAACCCAGAUUCCCAGAGAAUGCAUACAUCAGUGGGUUUUGUGAAGCCUCAGGUGAGGAGUGAGCUAUGUGUCUUGAGUUUAGCUGGGGGCACCUUUUGGGCUUUCCAGAGCUUUGCUCACUGGAGGCCCUGGCUGUUCUCAUGCUGUCUUCACACACGGAUUCCCAUGUAGUGUGGUAUGGCUCCUGCAAUAUCCAACCCCACAGUGGUCUGUGACCUAAGAUGAACCACUUCUGUCCUUUGGAAACUUCACUUGUGCUCGACUUUCCUAUUUUCAAUUCAACGCUACCUCAAAGUAUGCACAAUUUCCUUAAUGAGCAAAACCUAUGAUUACAUCUCUAGAAUAUUGAUUACUCUAGAAAAUUGAUACUCUUCCCUUUUGGCAGCAAUGUUGUGUUUCACCCUUUCACCUAUUUCAGUUCUUGCCUCAGUUUAUUUGAGUAGGGAAAAAACAUCACAAGGCCCUUUAUUCAUGGUAAGACCCAGGUCAAGAUUAUGGUCACUGCAAUCAAAUCCCUGGUUCCUUUUUGGAGGUUGGGUGGCCUUAUUUGUAACUCAACUCAUGGCAAAAGACAGUUAACCACCAGUAACAUUGAAAGGUUGCACGACUAGCUUCUGUUUUUGAUCAACUUCAUAUGCUUCUUGUUAUACAACACAUCCACAUCUUAGCCACCAUCUUCUGGCUGCUAACUGUCAGCCUAACUAGCCAGAGUAAUCCCGCUCAUUAGAGGCAGUGGCAUCUUCUAGAAGGAGCAGAGCCCAGCUAUUCCCUUCUGCCCCCAAGUUAGGAAGAAAAGGAUGUCAGUUAGAAUUUCUAUGGAAAUAACUGAAUGCAGUAAAUUACCCCAUCUCUUGUGGCUGCUGGUGAAGAGUAACUUACUUGAUGGAUGUAGGUCAUAAACAUAGGGGUCCCCAGAAGAUUCCCCUGAUUGGUCCAUCAUUGGCUCUCCCUUUCCCCUUAGGAGAAGUAAAUGGCAAUUUGGUGCUACAUCUGGUAAUCCAGGAAUGCCCACGGUGGUAAGUAGACAGGGGCAGGGGGAUUUAAGAAAAUAACCAGAAGGAAUAAAUCCUAGUGAGACAUUUGUGUAGACAAGUACAAGAUGAACUGUUGGAAAGAAAAUUUAUAGAUAUAUGCAUAUUAUAUUUGAAAGUUCAUGCUCAAAAUUUUGUCUUGCUAAUGAGAUUUGAUCGAAAAGAUGGCUGCUCUAAAAACAGGAUUUGGAAGAUGAUGUGGAAAAGAACUUUUAAAUCAUUAACAGUUGCUUUUUUUUUUAUUUUGAAGUCCAAAUUCUACCUCUACCCUGCCCAUUAAGAAAGCAAGUAAUAUGAUACCAGUUGUAUGUGUGAAAUCAUGCAAAACAGUUGAAAGGAACUUUCUAGAUGAAAUUUCAGAAUUGGAGAUAUCACACUUUCCUUGAAAGACAUCUACUAGAGAACAUGAAGCAGUAGACCUGUUGAGUUGACGAAAACAGCAUAUAAAUGCUAUUCAUAAUCAUAUCCUCUGCCUCAUAUUGAGACUGACAGGUUACCAACCAACAUUGAUCUGGUUUGGAGAGAUUAGGCUGAACAUCAUAAAUAUUGGACAAAACAUAACUUGUGAUUUUAUAAUGCAAUAUGAACUCAACUUUUAAAAUUAGUAUCUACUACUGACUCAUUGAGUUCUAUAACUAGGAAUUUACAAUUAUUCCUAAUGCAUUUCAUCUAAUUAAAUUCAGCCCUACAUUCUUGUUAAAAUCUUGGGUUCAAUAACAGACUUCUCUACUAGCAGCAAUGAAAGAAUCCAGAGCAAGGCUGACUUAUGAGAAAGAAAACUAGCCACAU
Gracilinanus agilis (Agile Gracile Mouse Opossum) is the source of this 5090-nucleotide messenger RNA. It is a transcript of the gene AFG2B, whose product is annotated as spermatogenesis associated 5 like 1. NCBI's taxonomy places the organism in Eukaryota, Metazoa, Chordata, Mammalia, Didelphimorphia, Didelphidae. The transcript is spliced from 8 exons. The record is from RefSeq and is a predicted model, not a curated record. Gene Ontology annotation, molecular function: ATP binding; ATP hydrolysis activity. The coding region runs from base 9 to 2321 and encodes 770 amino acids.